This is a messenger RNA of Doryrhamphus excisus (bluestripe pipefish), 1386 nucleotides long. Lineage: Eukaryota; Metazoa; Chordata; Actinopteri; Syngnathiformes; Syngnathidae. The record is from RefSeq and is a predicted model, not a curated record.
CUGCUGCACGUUUCCCCUUGCCCAGUCGUGAGUGUCAUGGCGGAAGAGUGAGUCUUGCGAAGGAUAAGUAAGACGAGCUUUAUUGUGUGACUAUUUCUGACGUGAUCGCGGUACAAGAGGAAGCGACUUUCAAGAUGAACAUGAUGCAGACGACCAGGCGAGCCGCACGGAACGUCACUACGGGAUUUAUUGGCACUUGCAUGUUCCCUCAAAAUGGAGUCUUGGAGGGCUCCGUGCUCUACGGCUCAGGAGCGUCGUCGUCGCCGCAGCUCAAUACAGCCGCGGCCUUCGACAAUCGCAACGGUAACAUAGACCCCGGCGGCGCUGCCAAGCAUCGAACCAGCGCCCUGGAAGUGAGCUCCAUGGGCGGUUUCGCCACCAAGAACCACCGCGCCGACAGCGACGACAUCGACGACUCUUUGCCGUGUACGCCCGAGCUACAGAGCCACGACGACGUGCACGCUGGAGACGACGUCCUGGACGCGGACACAAGGGAACUCAUUAGCCGCUUCCUAAGUGACUAUACAGGCACAACGACGAGUUCCUGGACCCAAAGCAAAGCCCAGUCUACCAUGAAAAGGGUCGUGAGCAACGUGUUGGAGAAGCACAGAUAUAAAUACAACGGUAUCAUCAACACACUUUCUCUGGACAACCACGGGGAUGACAUGGACUUUGUCAGUGCAGUGGCCAAAAGCCUUUUCUCAGAUGGGACCACCAACUGGGGCCGAAUCGCCAGCCUGGUGGCCUUCGGGGCGGCGGUGUCUCAGCACCUGAAGGAGAAGGACAGGGGACACUGUGUGGAGCUGGUGGCCCAGGAGAUCUCCUCAUAUCUUCUGAUGCACCAGCGAAACUGGCUUGUGAAAAACAACUCUUGGGAUGGCUUUGUUGAGUUCUUUCGGGAAGCAGAUCCAGAGGCCACAAUGAGGAACACGCUCAUGGCCUUUGCAGGAUUCGCCAGCAUUGGGGCGACACUGGCCCUGUUGAUCAGUUUAUUUUACAAGCUGAUGACAUUUCCCCCGCUGGCGUACCGUACGACGUUGAAGCAGCACGGCGACGUUUGAUGAAGCUCAUUUCCAUAAGUCUCAUUCCUGACCGCCGGGGCUAUCCAGCUUUGCGAGCGGAACGAGGCACAAUUUGCAUCCAAUGCAGCGCAACGCUUCCUCUGAGUCGGCUCGGCACUGGGAAGCGAUGCCUGCUUGCAGAACUUUGGGAAGAACUGAAGCCUGGACGCUUCCAGUCACCCGCAAGAACCGCUCCAAGGAUGGAGACGGGGACGGGGCGCGUAAAAGUGUGAAGAUGAUGGACUUCAGCCUGGGCUGGCACUCGUCCAGUUGUGAACUACGAAGAUAAUGUAGAAAUUAUUAGUAAAUAAACAAUUGAAUAUUA